AUGACUGAAUCAAACGACCAUGUCGACCAAGGAAACUUUGAUCUCCUCAAAGUUCUCGGCCAGGGCUCCUUUGGCCGUGUCUUUCUCGUGCGCAAGCGUGAUGGUCAUGAUGCCGGAACCAUGUAUGCCAUGAAGGUCCUCAAAAAAGCCUCACUCAAAGUCCGCGAUCGUUUCCGCACCAAGGCCGAGCGUGACCUUCUCGCCGCCAUCCACCAUCCCUUUAUCGUACACCUCCAUUACGCUUUUCAAACAGAGGGCAAGGUCUACCUCAUUCUCGACUUUUUGCGCGGCGGUGACCUGUUCAACCGCCUCUCCAAUGAAGUUAUGUUUACGGAGAAGGAUGUGCAAUUUUACCUGGCAGAGCUGGCGCUCGCCCUCGAGCACCUCCACAACCUUGGCAUCAUCUAUCGUGACCUCAAGCCCGAGAACAUUCUUCUCGACGCCGGUGGCCAUAUUGCCCUCACCGACUUUGGUCUCUGCAAGGAGUACACGGAAGAAGGUGGCAAAACAUACAGCUUUUGCGGCACGCAACAGUACAUGGCCCCCGAGGUCAUCAAUCGCAAGGGCCACGAUACCAGUGCCGACUGGUGGUCAUUUGGUGUGCUGAUGUACGAAAUGUUGACGGGCGAUUUGCCUUUUGACUCGGAUAACCGCAAGACCCUGAUGCAGAUGAUUCUCAAGGCACGUCUGUCAAUGCCCCAGCACUUGUCACCCGAAGCCCAGUCACUGCUGCGCAAGCUCUUCAAGCGCGUACCAUCAGCCCGUCUUGGCUACAACGGAGCGGAUGAAAUCAAGCAGCACCCGUUCUUCGCCACCAUCGACUUUGACAAAUUGUUCCGCAAGGAGCUCGAGCCUCCCUUUAAGCCCAAUCUUACUGGCCAGGAGGACCUCCACUACUUUGAUCGCGAUUUUCUGAAGAUGGCGGCAGUCGACUCGCCCGUGCCUCCACCUAGCGCCAAUCACGUGGAAAUGUUCCGUGGCUUUAGCUACAUUUCCCCCUCGGUCAUUGAAGACGUACCACGCAGUCGCCCCAUCCGCCCCCUCCGCGCCGACCUGCAUCCCAAGAUUCGCCAAGGCCCGCCUACCAUUGAGUACGAGGUGCUCGAAGAAGUGCUGGGUGCCGGCACGUUCUCCGUCUGCAAGCGCGCCAUUCACAAGCAGACUCGCGUCGAGUAUGCCGUCAAAAUCAUUGACAAGACCAAGCGCAACCCCGAGGAGGAGAUUGACAUUUUGUUCCGCUAUGGCGGUCAUCCCAACAUCAUGACGUUGCACGAGGUCUUUGAUGACGGCGACAAGGCGUACCUCAUCACCGAAAUGUUGCGCGGCGGCGAGCUGCUUGACCGCAUUCUCGAGCAAGGCUGUUUGCAAGAAAAGGAGGCAGCCGAGAUUAUGCGCAAGCUGGGCGAGGUGGUCGAGUACCUGCACAGCCAGGGAAUUGUUCACCGCGACCUCAAGCCAUCCAACAUUCUGUAUGCCAGCCCAGACCGCCACGUGGACAGUAUUCGCAUUGCCGACUUUGGCUUUGCCAAGCAGCUGACGGCAGAAAACGGCAUGCUCAUGACCCCCUGCUACACGGCCAACUUUGUGGCACCAGAGGUGCUGAAGCGUCAGGGCUAUGACAAGGCUUGCGACAUUUGGUCCCUGGGUGUUCUUUUGCAUACUUGCCUCGUUGGUUAUCCGCCCUUUGCCACUGCGCCCAGUGACACAUCAGACAAGAUUUUGGCCCGCAUCACCGGCGGCUCGAUUGACUUUGAGCAAAAGGGCUGGAACCACAUUAGCAACGAGGCCAAGCAGCUGAUUUUGAGCAUGCUGCAGGCCGACCCCGCGCAGCGCAUCACAGCCUCGCAGUUGCUGCGACACACGUGGCUGCACAUGCCCCACGGCUCGACUGGCAUUGCUCCCCGUCGGGGCUCCCCCUCGACCAUCAACCAGGUUAAGCACGCCGUUGAGGCCGCCUUUUCUGCCAUGAACCCGAACCCCGAGGUGCCCUCGCUCGGUAACAUCAAGGAGUCAACGCUGGCCCGUCGUCGCGGCACGGCUCCCAACCUGCCCAAGCUCAGCGAGUAA
Monosiga brevicollis MX1 is the source of this 2067-nucleotide messenger RNA. RefSeq lists its product as uncharacterized. Gene Ontology annotation, molecular function: magnesium ion binding; ATP binding; ribosomal protein S6 kinase activity. The record is from RefSeq and is a predicted model, not a curated record. Bases 1 to 2067 code for a protein of 688 amino acids. The transcript is spliced from 8 exons. Lineage: Eukaryota; Choanoflagellata; Craspedida; Salpingoecidae. Gene Ontology annotation, biological process: intracellular signal transduction; protein phosphorylation.